GGGCCAGCAGGCAGUGCCGGCAUCAGGGGGCAGCAGGGGCCAGCAGGCGGUGCCGGCAUUAAGGGGCAGCAGGGGCCAGCAGGCGGUGCCGGCAUUAAGGGGCAGCAGGGGCCAGCAGGCGGUGCCGGCAUUAAGGGGCAGCAGGGGCCAGCAGGCGGUGCCGGCAUUAAGGGGCAGCAGGGGCCAGCAGGCAGUGCCGGCAUUAAGGGGCAGCAGGGGCCAGCAGGC
Messenger RNA from Volvox carteri f. nagariensis, 228 nucleotides. RefSeq lists its product as uncharacterized. Lineage: Eukaryota; Viridiplantae; Chlorophyta; Chlorophyceae; Chlamydomonadales; Volvocaceae. The transcript has a single exon. The annotation marks the transcript as partial. The record is from RefSeq and is a predicted model, not a curated record.